This is a messenger RNA of Trypanosoma theileri, 348 nucleotides long. RefSeq names its product small nuclear ribonucleoprotein SmD3. The record is from RefSeq and is a predicted model, not a curated record. Gene Ontology annotation, molecular function: RNA binding. The transcript has a single exon. Lineage: Eukaryota; Euglenozoa; Kinetoplastea; Trypanosomatida; Trypanosomatidae. Gene Ontology annotation, biological process: RNA processing; spliceosomal snRNP assembly. Gene Ontology annotation, cellular component: SMN-Sm protein complex; U5 snRNP; U4 snRNP. The coding region runs from base 1 to 348 and encodes 115 amino acids.
AUGAGCACAUUUAGCAUCCCGCUGAAAGUGCUCUUCGACGCCAUCGGCACGACGAUUACACUGGAGGUGUCUAACGGCGAGCUUUACACAGGUACGCUUAGCGAGAUUCAGGAUAACAUGAACGUGCUACUCACAUCUGCGAAGAAGACAACAAAGUCGGGGCGGACAGUGGAACUAAAGAGUGUGUUUGUCCGUGGCUCUACGAUUGUCUUCUUUCAGCUUCCAGACGCCCUGAGGACGAGCCCAGCGUUGCUGAAGGCGGGUAUGGUCGUGUCCAACGCGUUGGAUAAUAGGGGAGACGGCAAAGGAUUUGGCGCGCAACGUGCCGCUAAACGCACGCGGAAAUAA